Mangifera indica (mango) is the source of this 843-nucleotide messenger RNA. Its product is annotated as zinc finger BED domain-containing protein DAYSLEEPER-like. NCBI's taxonomy places the organism in Eukaryota, Viridiplantae, Streptophyta, Magnoliopsida, Sapindales, Anacardiaceae. The transcript has a single exon. Gene Ontology annotation, molecular function: protein dimerization activity; DNA binding. The record is from RefSeq and is a predicted model, not a curated record. Bases 1 to 843 code for a protein of 280 amino acids.
AUGGUGACUUCCGAAAUUGUUCCUCGUUCGUCGAUUGAGAUUGACGUUCUGCUUGGGUGGGUAAUGGGAUGUAAAGAAGCAUUUAGUGAAUUGGAGCAUAUAGAUCCCGAUUUCAAGUUUAUCAAUUUUACAAAAGAGGAUUGGGAUGAUGCAACUUUAUUGUAUGGUAGUUGGCAAGUGCUACAUGAUUUCAAAGAGGAAAUUUUUAACUUGGUAGAUCCUACAUGUAAAACCGUCAGUGUGAAUUUCGAAAUAGUUCGUGACGUCUUUUUUAAAUUGGUUCAAUUGAGGAAAAGUGAUAAUUAUUACAUCUGCCACAUUGCAUCACUUUUCAAAGAAAAUCUUGCAAAAUAUUGGAAGAAUUCUAGGUCAAUUUUAGAAGUCAGGGUCAUUUUGGAUCCACGGUGUAAAUUGGAGAUGGUAGAAAAUAUCUACAAAAUGAUUUAUGAUAAUGAUUCUGAGAUACACCUUCAAAAAGCGAUUGAUGAUGUUACAAAUAUUUUCAAUGAAUAUGUAAAAGGCAUGUCAUCAUCCUCUUCAAGCCAUGACUAUAGUGCUUCACUUGAAUCAGAAUUCAGCUGUUAUUUGAGAGAUGAGUAUCCUCAAGAUGAAAGGUUUGAUAUUCUACAAUGGUGGCGUGACAAAUCUCAAAUUUAUCCAACAGUGGCUAGAAUGACACGUGAUUUCUUUUCAAUACCUAUUAAGAUUCCUUGUUUAGAUUCUUCCUUGUGGUAUGCAUUUCAAGGUAUUCAUGCUAGUAAUAGUUGCCAUGAUCUCAAUGAUGACUUCAAAUCCAAAUUGGCAUGUACAAAAAAUUGGUUGAAUGUCUUUGAAAAUAAUUAA